AUGUCGUUCCUCGCUGCCGCCGCCACCCUUGCCGGCCUCGUGCUGCUGCUGGCCCAUCUGCUCCGCGCCAAGCGCCGUGUGUGCAUCGACGUGCCGCUCGUGCACUCGGACGCACCGCUCGCCGCGCGCCUGCAGAGCGGCUACGCGCAGCACAAGGACCGAGUCUUCAAGCUGCGCUGUCCCCACGGCGAGCAGCUGGUCCUGCCGUCGGCGCUUCUCGACGAGCUCAAGCUGCUCCCCACGACGACCAUCAGCUUCGCCCAGUCCCUGGUCGACCAAUUCUGGGGCAACCAGACCCUGAUCGGCCUCCACGAUGAGACGCUCGUUGCAACCGCUGUCGUCGCCGACAUGCGCGACGAGCUCGCCUACGCAAUGCCCGCCACACUGCCGCAGGACAAAGAAUGGAGGCCGUUUCAGGCCCACCCAGCCGUCCUUCGCAUCGUCGCGCUGCUCUCCGGCCGUGUCUUCGUUGGCCAGGCCCUGAGCCGCAACGACGAGUUUCUCAACUGCAUCGUCAUGUACACCAUUGACUCGUUCUCUGCAUCCACCCGGCUGUAUGGAGUGCACCCUCUGCUGCGGCCCUUGGCGCGAUUCUUCAUGCCCGAGCUGCGUCGCGUCCGCGGCCAUCUUGCCACCAUGAAACGCCUCGUCAAGCCACUGGUCGAGGAGCGGCUACGGAAAGGAGCCGACGCGCCCAAUGACAUGGUCUCGUGGAACCUGGAGCAUUCGCCGAGCGCGCUGCGGACCAACGUUGACUACCAAGCGUUGCAGCAGCUGCAAGCAAGCUUCGCCGCCGUGCACACGACCGCGCUCCUUCUGACGAACAUCAUCUUCGACCUGGCCGCGCGCCCCGAAUACAUCCAGCCUCUGCGGGAAGAGGUGCAGAUGGCCUUCGGCACGGACGGCGGUGUCAUCACGAAGGCAGCCAUGUCCAAGCUCGUCAAAAUGGACAGCUUCAUGGCCGAGGUACAGCGCUUCAACCCUCCAGGCAUCAUGACGUUCAACCGGGCCAUCACCGGCCCCGUCACGCUGUCAAGUGGCUUGCACCUGCCCAAGGGCACGUGGCUGGCCGCGCCGUCGAGUCAGAUCGCCAUGGACCCGGACAUCUGGGACAAUCCGACCAAGUUCGACGGGUUCCGCUUCGAACGCCUCAGGCAGCGGCAGGGCGCAUCGGGCAGAUACCAGUUUGUGUCCACCGGACCCGACAUGCUGCUCUUUGGCUACGGAAACCAAGCAUGCCCCGGCAGAUUCUUCGUGAGCAACGAGAUCAAGCUCAUCCUCGCCACGCUGCUGCUCGAGUAUGAGCUCAAGCUGCCUGGCGACCGCCCCGAUACCAUAAUCAACGACGUAUCGGUCAGACCCGAUUCCCAAAAGGAAGUCCUCAUCCGCCGUCGGGCCUAG
Messenger RNA from Diplodia corticola, 1401 nucleotides. RefSeq names its product cytochrome p450. The record is from RefSeq and is a predicted model, not a curated record. Gene Ontology annotation, molecular function: iron ion binding; monooxygenase activity; oxidoreductase activity, acting on paired donors, with incorporation or reduction of molecular oxygen. Lineage: Eukaryota; Fungi; Ascomycota; Dothideomycetes; Botryosphaeriales; Botryosphaeriaceae. Bases 1 to 1401 code for a protein of 466 amino acids. The transcript has 6 exons.